GGUUCCAGCUCAGGCUCAGAGAAUUUCUCUCAUAGCAUCCUAAAUUGAGGCCUCCUCCAUCUCCACCAGCCCCGCCUCCGCCCCUGCCCUCCCCUCCCCUCCCCUCCCGACUCCCAAAGACCCUCUGAGAAGGGAGGCCCAGUUAGAGGAGGGGGGGGAGGGGGGAGGGGAAUACAAGGAGGAAAGAGAAACCACCUAGAGGGGGAGGGGCGAAGACCGGAGCCUGAGAAAGUGGAAAGAGGGCCAAAUGGCAGCGGAGAAGAGGGAAGAUAUGCGGGGGAAGGUGAAGCCUGAGGAGGCUGCGGGAAAGUUGGAGAGAAAGCAGGGAAGCGGGGAGGAUGCCGGGAAGAAGGAAACAGCGUGAUGGCGGUGGAGAGGCUCCAGGAAGCCUCGCAGAGACUGGGCAGAAGGAGGCUUCCUUGACAGGCUACGGAGAAAGGGAUCCCGACACCGGAAAAGGCCCGGAUCUGGCUGGACCGGACCAGGAUCCCCCUUCGGGCCUCCUCCCGGCAUCUUCCUGACUGGCUUCGGGAAGCAGAGCCAGAGAAAGACCCCAUCGGAGCACCAGAGCCCACCUGGAGAUCGAUCUGCUACCCAGAAUACCCCGCGCGGUGCCCUCGAGGCCCCCCUCCUGCCUCGCACAAAGCGGGAAUGCAGAGACCCCAAGGAAAGCGCAGCGCCCCGAGCUGUGUUAGGAGAGAGAAGAGCUGGGAACUGGGGACGCCGGAGGCCCCGGGAAAGCCAGGAGACCCGAGCGCCCUACAGGAGCCUGGAGUCCCAGGGAUGGCCUUGGAGAGGGACAGACACACAGCCCGGGAGGUGGUGACAUUCCAGGAUGUGGCUGUGGACUUCACACGUGAGGAGUGGCGCCUCUUGACCCCUCCCCAGAAGGAUCUGUACAAGGAGGUGAUGCUGGAGAAUGCCCGGAACCUGCUAACAGUGGGGCUUUCAGCUCCCCCACAAGAAGUGAUCUCUUAUUUGGAGCAGAGGGAAGUCCAGUGGAUGCUGGAGCCAGAAGGCCUGCUAAGCUGCUGCCCAGAAGGAGAGAUCAGACCUGAAAUGAAGACAAAUUCAACAGAGGGUAGCUAUCCUGUGGAAGAAAUGGACUUACAACGAUACAUACAUAGAGAUCCUGAUGACUUUGCUUCUAGGGAAUUCUGUGUUUCCCUUCAAAAUUCAUCUCAUAUUGAAAAUCAAAGAAUGCAACCUGAGGAAAAAUCUAGUGAAAACAAUCAGUGUAGAAAGACUUUUAUACAUAGAUCCAGUGUUGCGGGACAUGAUAGAAUCCAUACUAGCAAGGACUCUUAUGAAUGCAAGCAAUAUGGAAAUACAUUCAGUGAGAGCUCCAAUUUUGCUGGAUAUCAGAGAAUCUACUGUGGGGAGAAACCUUAUGAAUGUAAUCAAUGUGUAAAGGCGUUCAGUAUGAGUUCCCAUCUUGCUAUACAUCAGAGAAUCCACACAGGGGAGACACCUUAUGAAUGUAAGCAAUGUGGUAAGACAUUCACUCAGAGGUCCUGUCUUGCUGUACAUCAGAGAAUGCACAAUGGGGAGAAACCUUAUGAAUGCCAGCAGUGUGGAAAGACAUUCACUCGCACCUCCAGUCUUGCUAUACAUCAGAGAAUCCACACUGGGGAGAAACCUUAUGAAUGCAAGCAAUGUGGGAUGACAUUCAAUCAGAGAUCCCAUCUUGCUGUACAUCAGAGGAUGCACACUGAGGAGAAACCUUACGAAUGCAAGCAAUGUGGGAAGACAUUCAAGCAGAUGUCCUAUUUUGCUGUACAUCAGAGGAUGCACACCGAGGAGAAACAUUACGAAUGCAAGCAAUGUGGAAAGACAUUCAAGAGGAGGUCCUGUCUUGCUGUACAUCAGAGAAUGCACACUAGGGAGAAACCUUAUGAAUGCAAGCAGUGUGGAAAUACAUUCACUUGCACCUCCAGUCUUGUUGUACAUCAGCGAAUUCACACUGGGGAAAAACCUUAUGAAUGUAAGCAAUGUAGAAAGACAUUCACUCAUACCUCCAGUCUUGCUAUACAUCAGAGAAUGCACACUGGGGAAAAACCUUAUGAAUGCAAGCAAUGUGGAAAUACAUUCACUUGCACCUCCAGUCUUGUUGUACAUAAGAGAAUGCACACUGGGGAGAAACCUUAUGAAUGUAAACAAUGUGGAAAGACAUUCACUCACACCUCCAGUCUUGCUGUACAUCAGAGAAUGCACACUGGGGAAAAACCUUAUGAAUGUAAGCAAUGUGGAAAGACAUUUACUCACACCUCCAGUCUUGCUGUACAUCAAAGAAUGCACACUGGGGAGAAACCUUAUAAUUGCAAGCAAUGUGGAAAGACAUUCAACCAGAGGUCCCAUCUUGUUGUACAUCAGAGAAUGCAUACUGGGGAGAAACCUUAUGAAUGCAAGCAGUGUGGAAAGACAUUCAACCAGAGGUCCCAUCUUGCUGUACAUCAGAGAAUGCACACUGGGGAGAAACCUUAUGAAUGCAAGCAGUGUGGAAGGACUUUUACAUGUACCUCUAAUCUUGCUAAACAUCAGAGAAUGCACACUGGGGAGAAACCUUAUGAGUGCCGGCAUUGUGGAAAUACAUUCACUUCCACCUCCAGUCUUGUUGUACACCAGAGAAUUCACACUGGGGAGAAACCUUUUGAAUGCAAGCACUGUGGAAGGACUUUCACAUAUACCUCCCAUCUUGCUAAACAUCAGAGAAUUCAUACUGGGGAGAAACCUUAUGAAUGUAAGCAGUGUGGAAAUACAUUUACUUGCACCUCCAGUCUUGUUGUACAUCAGAGAAUUCACACUGGGGAGAAACCUUAUGAAUGUAAGCAAUGUGGAAAGACAUUCACUCACACCUCCGGUCUUGCUGUACAUCAGAGAAUUCACACUGGAGAGAAGCCUUAUGAAUGCAAUCAGUGUGGAAAGACUUUCACAUGCACCUCCAGUCUUGCUGUACAUCAGAGAAUUCACACUGGGGAGAAACCUUAUGAAUGUAAGCAAUGUGGAAAGACAUUCACAGAUUACUCCAGUCUAGCUAGACAUCAGAGAAUCCACACUGGGGAGAAACCUUAUGAAUGCAAGCAAUGUGGAAAGACAUUCAAUCAGAGGUCCUAUCUUGCUACACAUCAGAGAACCCACCUGGGAAAAGUCUUGUGAAUGCCAGUGGUGUGGAAAGACAUUUAGUUGUCGCUUCAAUCAUGCUAUAUGUGAAAAACAUACUAGGGAGAAACCUCAAAAAUGAAAACUCUGUGGAAAGGUGUUCAUUUUCAGCUCCAGUCUUACUAUGUUGUGGAGGAAAUUUCCAUCCAAUUUCAGGCAGCAUAGUAGAAUUCGAAAUCUGUUACCCUAGAAACUGAUUCUCUACUUCCCAUUCAUCCUGUUCUUACAUGCUGGCACAGACAGGAUAUAAUUUUGUUGGAGCCCUGCCUCUCAUGCUUCUCUACCUGUUAGGGUAGCUGAGAACAUGGGGAAUUUUUGAGCAGCUAGAAAAACUCAAGUCACAUGGUUCUAUUUUAAAACUAAUUGAAUAUUUUGUGUUAAUCCAAAUCUCAUGUGUUUUAAAAUAAUCAACAAUGUAUAAAACAGGAUACAGGCACUGAAUUUAAAAGUACUUUUCUUAAAUUCCAAUAUCUGUUGUUAUAGAGCUUUAUUUACUAUUCAGAAAGGAAUGAAUUGACACAGCAAUGGUGUCUACAGAACUCCAAAUUCAACUCCAGACUCCAGCUUCCUUCACCUCCCUAGUGUCACCGUCCACCCACAUUUCAUAGGUCACCUCUCUGUGAUCUCCCAUAUUGAGGUAGAGUUCUGCACUGAGUAUAGUGUGGAGGAAUCUCAUUUUGGAUGUGUUGUAAAGAGUGGGCAGGCCAAAAUGCCAAGGCUGUCUAGGGAGAUGAAUUUCUCCCCUGAAUUUUAGGAUACUCUAGGUAAUUAAAAGGACCAGUGCUGCCAGGAAAGGUAGUUAUUUGAGAUAAGUAAUUCAUGCUUCUUCCAUAGAGUAGGCCAUUUUUGCAAUUCUACUUCCUGUCUGUACUUUGGAGGAGUAAUCUUCCUUGCCCUCUAGCGGUAAAUGCCAGAGGCCAAUUGUUUCCAGGAAGCUGCUUUUAGGCCAUGUGGCUGGGGGCAAAAAUAAGGUUUAAGUGGCUUCCAAGCUUGAAACCACAUGGAGGCUUGGAAAAAGGAAAAGAGUAGACUUCAGAGAGCAAAAUAGGGCUAAAAUCUGUUAAUUUUACCUCAGUGAUCAAUACCCUCUAAUAAGAAAAGUUUAAAAGUCCUAAGGGAAAUGAUUUCUAAGGAUAUACCAAAACAUUUAUGGUUCUUUUUGAGGUGACAAAGAAUGGAAACCUCAGAGAGAGACCAUCAAUUGAGGAAUGGAUGGACCAGUUAUAGUAUAUAAUUGUGAUAGAACACUAUUGUGUUGUCAGAAAUGCUUGAGGAGAUUGGAAGAGAAAGGAAAGAAAAGAAAUAAGCAUUUGUAGAGUACCCAUUUUGUGCCAGAGCAAGAGAAAAAUGUGAUCUCUGCCCUCCCUCAUGGAUCUCACAGACUAACAGAGACAAUAUGUAAGUAACUGCACACCUAUAAGGUACCCUGGAAGGUAUCUCUACUUUCCUUUUUCCGUGUUUCUCUUUCAUUCCAAGUGACAAGCUUUCAUAAUCCUGGGAAGAGGUCUCUUACCUUCCCCUCCCCUUUCCCCCAGCCAAGGGAAAGAGAAAGAUGAGAUUCUCCAUCCCAGACUCGUUAGUCACUGGGUCUUAUUUUCUAAAUACUUGAUCACAGACUUUUGAUUUGGUCACCUUGAAUGUUGGGAUAUCUGAGUUAACUGGAUACAAUUUAGGGAUUGGUAACCAACAUGUGCAAUAGUUCCAAUAACAGCCCAUCCUUGGAGGCCAAUCUUGCUUCUGUUACUAUGUCUGGCCUUCAUAUGGAGAAUAAGACUGAUUACACCUGUUAUAAAUCCUUAGAGGCCAAGGAUCCCUUGAAGGUUAUUUUUCACAGAAGACCAGGCUCCUGAGAAGGUGAUAUAGAACCCUUCCCUACUCUCCACUUGUGUGAUCCAUCAUUUAUUCAGUCACUACAAUAUCUUGUGACUGUGAACAGAGCCCUUAUACUGAGCUAGAAAGGAGCACUAUUUAUUUCCUACAUCCAGAGUGGACCUGGAAUACUUCUAAGAAAACAUGUUAACAAGAUGGUUGUCAUAGGGAAGGUUUGAUUACUCUCUCUCUCUUUCUUUGAUUGAUCAUUGUAUUAUUAAUUAAAUUUCUCUAUAAAACUCA
Messenger RNA from Monodelphis domestica (gray short-tailed opossum), 5271 nucleotides. NCBI's taxonomy places the organism in Eukaryota, Metazoa, Chordata, Mammalia, Didelphimorphia, Didelphidae. The record is from RefSeq and is a predicted model, not a curated record.